Ananas comosus (pineapple) is the source of this 2333-nucleotide messenger RNA. RefSeq lists its product as uncharacterized. Bases 34 to 2052 code for a protein of 672 amino acids. Lineage: Eukaryota; Viridiplantae; Streptophyta; Magnoliopsida; Poales; Bromeliaceae. The transcript is spliced from 3 exons. Gene Ontology annotation, biological process: autophagosome assembly; vesicle-mediated transport; intracellular protein transport. The record is from RefSeq and is a predicted model, not a curated record. Gene Ontology annotation, molecular function: protein binding; structural molecule activity. Gene Ontology annotation, cellular component: COPI vesicle coat; autophagosome membrane.
GAGACCUUCGAGGUCAUUGCAGACUAUGAAAGCAUGCUCGAUCUGUUUAUAUGCCAUCUGAACCCUAGCGCCAUGCGGCGUCUUGCACAGAAACUAGAAGAAAUAGGUACCGACUCAGAACUAAGGCGAUAUUUGGAAAGAAUUCUAAGAAUCCGUUCCACUGGAUGGACACAGGGUAUCUUCGCAAACUUUGCCGCUGAGAGCAUGGUACCUAAAGGUCCAGAGUGGGGCGGCGGGAACUGGGAAAUCAAAACUCCAACAAAUAUGAAGAGUAUACCUCAGUGGGAGUUAGCAGGGGAGGUCAUGCCUUACAUGAAGACAAGUGAAGGCGGAAUCCCUGCCAUUGUAGCGGAUCAUAUUGGUGUUUACUUGGGUUCGAUCAAGGGGAGGGGCAAUGUUGUGGAAGUUAGUGAGAAGAGCUUGGUUCAAGCAUUCACAAGAGAGAGCAACGAGAACAAGUCUGCAGCUUCUACUGAAUUGGCUUUGGUGCAAAACAAGAAAGGUAUCGGUGGCGAUUCUGUAGGGGAUACUCUCGCUAGGCAAUUGGGAGUUGCUGCUGCUUCUAGAGAUGAGCAGGCAAAGGCAGAGGAAGAGUUUAAGAAGUCUUUGUAUGGUGUUGUGGAUGGUGGAAGUAGCGAUGAAGAUGAGACAAUGUCAAAAACAAAGAAAAUACACAUUAGAAUUCGUGAUAAGCCGAUUUCUGGCUCUACUAUAGAUGUCAACAAGCUAAAAGAAGCCACAAAACAGUUCAGUCUGGGCCCUCCUUUGCGGACUAAGUCGUUGCAAGGCCCUUCACAGGAUUUUCCUCCUAUUUCUAUGCAACCUUCAUCUGCUCCUACUGCUACCAUGCCAAGUACUGCCCCCGAUAUGUUUGGAACUGAUUCUUUAACCGCAGAAGGCCCAGCUCAGCCCAAUUCAAUGGUUACAGGCAUGGGAGUAUCAGCUGGGCCGAUCCCAGAGGACUUUUUCAGGAACACUAUCUCAUCGCUUCAGGUUGCGGCUUCGUUGCCCCCUCCAGGGGUUUACUUGUCGAGAAUUAAUCAAGGUGCUCAGGUCGCAGAUGGAAAUAGAGCAGCUACCAGUCAGAAUGUGAAUCAGAACGUGAUGACUAACAUUGGCCUUCCUGAUGGUGGAGUCCCACCUCAAGUGGCACAACCACCGCAGUUUUCGCAGCAACCUAAUGUUCCUUUUGAGUCAAUUGGGCUACCUGAUGGCGGAGUGCCGCCGCAGCAGGCCACUGUUUCUUCACAGCCUGUUUCUGUUUCUUCUCGGAUUCCGAUCUCUUCGCAGCCAAUCGAUCUCAGUUCUCUUGAAACUCCAGGGGCAAAUGCUGCGAAACCUCCUCAACAGCCUACUCAACCAACUGCUGUGCGCCCUGGCCAGGUACCUCGCGGUGCUUCUGCUUCAGUGUGUUUCAAGACAAGCCUUGCUCAUCUCGAGCAGAACCAACUUCCUGAUGCAUUAUCUUGUUUGGAUGAGGCGUUCUUGGCUCUUGCUAAAGAUCAAUCUCGUGGAGAUGAUAUCAAAGCCCAAGCCACUAUUUGUGCUCAAUACAAGAUUGCUGUUGCAUUACUUCAGGAAAUCGCUCGUCUCCAAAAGGUUCAAGGUGCGGCCGCCCUGAGCGCCAAGGACGAGAUGGCUAGGCUCUCUCGCCACCUCGCCUCUUUGCCGCUCCAAGCAAAGCACCGCAUUAACUGUAUACGCACCGCCAUCAAGCGGAACAUGGAGGUGCAGAACUACGCGUACGCGAAGCAGAUGCUCGACCUGCUCUUCUCUAAGGCGCCGCCAAACAAGCAGGAUGAGCUUAGAAGUUUGAUAGACAUGUGCACCGAAAGGGGGUUAUCAAACAAAUCAAUCGAUCCAUUCGAAGACCCCUCGCAAUUCUGCGCUGCCACUCUCAGCCGCCUGUCGACAAUCGGGCAUGAUGUUUGUGAUCUAUGUGGGGCGAAGUUCUCCGCACUCUCCACUCCGGGGUGCAUUAUCUGUGGUAUGGGGAGCAUUAAGAGGUCGGACUCUGCUGCGGGAGCUCCGGUGCCAUCGCCAUUUGGGUGAAGAUUGGAUGUUAGAUGAGUUUAUUCGCUUUCUGAUGUUUGUAUCUUAUGUUGUGCGUAAGUUUGUUUGUUGGUUAUUGUAGUUGUGGUUUUCGAUCAGUGGAGAUGUGUUAUUAGUUUGUAAAUUUUUUACAAGAAGAAUCCCGUUCAUACGAGUUAUUUUGAUUCAUUUGAAUUUUCAUAUAGUUUUCGACAUCAUGAACCCUUCGGCCAACGAGAAUAUUUUGAGAGCUCCAAUUGUAUUCAUUAUAUUCUUAGAAUUUUUUGGAUCCUUGUGCAAAA